CUUGCGUUUUACUCUUCCUAACAACAAAAAAUUCAUACAUUCCUCACCAACUUUCCUAGCUUCACUUAGAAUUAAUAUGUUCUGUUUUGAAUUUCCCCAGAACUUUUUCCACCAGUUUUGAUUCUCUAUUGGUCGAAUCUCUGGCUCUACUGAGUCUUAACCUAGCUCUCUUCCUGAUUAUUUCAGCUACUUGGUUUUAUGAAAUUUGAGAGAUAGAUCAAUGGGGAAACAAGGAUCACCGAGAAGUCCUCGACCCGAACCGGCAGAUAAACAAGAGAAAACCGGGAGAAGAAGUUUGGAUUCUUCAACAGGAAAUGAUCUCUUUAUUGGUAGAAGAAUAUUUGGAAGUGAAGUAAUCAAGGCUCAUCAUGGAUCUAAAUAUGAUCAAAGCUAUGGCAGUAGAAACAAGUUUAGUUACUCUUGGAAGAAGCAACAGUCAUGGCUUCAUAGGAACUUCAAGUCGAUUCUUCUGAUGAUCUCUGUCACCAGUUUCAUAUUCUUUAUGGAUUCCAUUAUGGUUUCGAUCUUUCAUUCGGAUAGAAGCACCGUGGUGCAGGACAUUUCAAGGUUGAGCAAUGUCACUCUACAUAAGAAUGGAUCAUCUCAAGAUGCUUUACCGGUGCAAAUGUAUAGCCGUCUACUAAACUUAGCUUCAAAUUCUCUUGCAAAGAACGUUUUCAAACCUAAUGCACCAAAUUUCCGGGAGGUAAGAUCUUCAAAGUCAUCACAGUGGAAGCCUUGUGCUGAUAAUAACAAAACGGCUGUGGCAUUAGAGAGGUCUAACGAAAUGAACAAUGGUUACAUUAUGGUUAGUGCAAAUGGUGGCCUUAAUCAGCAGCGCGUUGCUAUCUGUAACGCUGUUGCGGUUGCUGCUCUUCUCAAUGCGUCUCUAGUUCUUCCUCGGUUUCUUCACAGCAAUGUCUGGAAAGAUCCUAGCCAAUUUGGUGAUAUAUACCAUGAGGAACGUUUCAUUGAUUAUCUGAAAGAUGAGGUGCAUAUAGUGAAGGAUCUUCCCCAACAUCUAAAAUCUACUGAUAAAAAGAAUCUGAGCUUGGUUACUGAUGCUGAGCUAGUAAAAGAGGCAAAACCAGUGGACUACACCGAACAUGUUCUUCCUUUGUUAAAGAAAUAUGGAAUGGUUCAUCUUUUUGGAUACGGGAACCGCCUCGGUUUUGAUCCGUUGCCUUUUGAUGUUCAGAGAUUACGAUGUAAGUGCAACUUUCACGCGCUGAAAUUCGCUCCCAAGAUUCAAGAAGCAGGAUCUCUGUUGGUGAAACGGAUAAGAAUAUUUGAAACAAAGCGUAGCAGGCUUGAUGAAGCAUUACUUGGUGAAUCCAUGGCGAAAGAUUCUGCUACAGGAGAUCAAGAACCAUUGAAGUAUCUAGCUUUACAUCUAAGGUUUGAAGAGGACAUGGUUGCUUACUCUCUAUGUGAUUUUGGAGGAGGAGAAACGGAGCGUAAAGAGCUUCAAGCGUACCGAGAAGAUCAUUUCCCUCUUCUCCUCAAACGUUUGGAGAAAUCAAAGUCUAUUUCUCCAGAAGAGUUGAGGAAAAGAGGAAAGUGUCCACUAACACCAGAGGAAGCAACUCUGGUACUUGCUGGUCUUGGAUUCAAAAGAGGGACAUAUAUAUACUUAGCUGGUUCUCAAAUCUAUGGAGGUUCUUCUCGUAUGCUUCCUUUAACUACUCUUUACCCGAAUCUCGUGACUAAAGAAACUCUCCUUACACCACAAGAACUCGCACCAUUCAAGAACUUCUCUUCUCAGUUAGCUGCUCUAGAUUUCAUAGCAUGUGCAGCUUCAGAUGUGUUUGCGAUGACUGAUUCUGGGAGUCAGUUAUCUUCCUUAGUCUCUGGAUUUAGAACAUACUAUGGCAAUGGUCAGGCACCAACACUGAGGCCUAACAAGAAGAGGCUUGCAGCGAUCUUAUCAGACGGUGAAACAAUAAAGUGGAAGAGUUUUGAAAAUCGUGUGAGGAAGAUGGUAGAGGAAGGUAACAAAGUUAGUGUUAGGCCUUAUGGACGCAGUAUCUAUAGACAACCGAAAUGCCCCGAGUGUAUGUGUAAGUUUUGAUACUUGCGCUAGUCCAACAUAGAAUGAAGACACUGUAUAUCAUAACGAUACUAAGUUUGUAACAUGUGAAUAACUAAGUAUGCCAGAAUACCCCACUAGUAAUCCCACUUUAAACUUUUGAAUCUGACUAAA
Messenger RNA from Brassica napus (rape), 2203 nucleotides. RefSeq names its product O-fucosyltransferase 8. Bases 221 to 2071 code for a protein of 616 amino acids. Lineage: Eukaryota; Viridiplantae; Streptophyta; Magnoliopsida; Brassicales; Brassicaceae. The record is from RefSeq and is a predicted model, not a curated record. The transcript is spliced from 9 exons.